Molecule: messenger RNA, 1345 nt
Organism: Cloeon dipterum
Lineage: Eukaryota; Metazoa; Arthropoda; Insecta; Ephemeroptera; Baetidae
Product: quinone oxidoreductase-like protein 2 homolog
Exons: 5
Coding region: 142-1182 (346 amino acids)
Cellular component (GO): mitochondrion
Molecular function (GO): oxidoreductase activity
Source: RefSeq, a predicted model, not a curated record
UGUAGCUGUACUUGCUGCACGCUGAAAUAGUGAAUUAACUUGAGGUCGUAAACUACAUACACUUUAAUUUUCCUUGCAUUUUGAACAAUGCUUUUUGUAUUUCACAUUUAAACUGACCCGGAAUUCCAUAUUUUCGUAAGGAUGGCGCUUAGGCGUUGUAUGGUUACUGUUGUCAACACUGGAAUCAGACGUGCCUCCACUUUUAAGGCGGCGGUCCUGAAAGAGGUUGGACAACCGCUAAAAAUCGACGAAAUCAAGUCAGGGAAGCUUGCAAAAGACCAGGUCAGGUUGAAAGUGAACAAGUGUGGGGUGAAUUCUGCCGACCUGCAAAUAUGCAAGGGUGAAUAUCACAUAAAACCGAAGCUACCAUUCGUUCCUGGUUUCGAAGUUGCUGGAGAGGUGUUGGAAAUAGGCUCAGGUGUAAAAACCCUGCAGAAAGGCGACAGGGUUGUUGGCCUUAACAAAGAUCUUUUUUCGGGAUUUGCUCAACAGUGCGUUCUCAACCAAAAUGAUGUCUGGUUGCUGCCCGGAGGUAUCAAGUUUGGAGAAGGUGCUGCUCUUACUGACGCCUAUGCAACUGCUCUUUUGGGUCUAGCAAGGAGAGCCCAGCUGCAGGAAGGUGAUACAGUGCUGGUAACUGCGGCUGCUGGAGGACUGGGGCUGGCAGCUGUUGACCUUGCAGCUAACGUCUACAGGGCUAAGGUUAUUGGGGUGUGCGGCACAGAAGACAAAGCUUCUUUGGUCAGGGAGAAAGGCGCGUGGGCUGCCCUAACAUACAGCCCUCAACACCUGAGAGCCAAGGUUGAGGAAGUGACGGUAGGCAAGGGCGUCAAAGUUAUCUUUGAUGCAGUCGGGGGGCAUGUAUUCCAAGAAUCCUUGAAUUGUGUUGCCCAUGAAGGUAUGGUGGUUGUCGCUGGUUUUGCAUCAAAAGAAAUCCCACAGGUUGAGACCAGCAGUCUGCUACCAAAAGCAUUUAGUCUUGUUGGUGUAUCCCUAUCAAAUUACAGAGUGUCUGAUCCAGAGGUUUACAGGCAAAGUGUAGAAGACGUAAUUGACAUGUGUGAGCAAGGCCUGAUCAGCCCACACAUCUCUGCCGAAUUUGAUUUGGAAAAUGUCAAUGAAGCCUUUGAAUUCCUGAGAGAACGCAAAUCUACCGGCAAAGUGAUACUGGAUUGCGACUGAUACCUUAUGCUAUAGUCAGAUACUCAUUUCUUAAAUAUUGCCCUGUUGGAGAAAUUAUGUAAGUUUUUUAUCUGUACCAGCCUUAGUGUUGUAACUACUUCCGCUAAAGUGUUGUCAGAUGAGCAAGCUGUAACCUCAAAUUAAAUAUUCCCUACCAGAUUAA